AUGGUUUGGAGUAUACGGGCAAUAGCUGUGUGCACUAGAGCAGCGGCCCGCGCCGCCCGGGACCUGCCUCAGAGCAGCUGCAGCCUGUUGGGGGCCCCGCCCUGGUAUGCGCCUCUCCCACCUCUUCCCCUGCUGCUCAAAGCUUGCCAGCGGGGAGAAGAUAGGCCAGGGAAGGCUCUUCGCAAAAGGCACCCUGGACCCGACCUAUCGGCUAGCGUCUCCGCCUCCUUCGCUUCUCUACCUCGCAGUUCGUCCCACCCACCCUACCUGGGCCCAGUAUUCGGCUGCCUGCGGGACAAGGUGCUGGUCCUGGCCGGAUACCGCGCGCAGAAGGAGGACGAACUCAAUCUGGCGCCCGGGGACGUGGUCCGACAGGUGUGCGAGGGGCCCGCACGGGGCUGGCUGCGCGGAGAGCUACGGGGUCGUUGUGGCCUCUUCCCCGAGCGCUCGGUGCAGGAGAUCCCCGAGGCUCUGCGCGGCGCCGGAGAGGCGCCGAGGCCGCGCUGUGCGCGCCGCCGAGGUUGCCCCGCCAAAUCUCGGAGCCCCCAAAGAUGGUGCAAGGUGAACUUCAACUACAGCCCGGCGCAGGCGGACGAGCUGAAGCUGCAAGCUGGGGAGAUUGUGGAAGUGAUAAAGGAGAUUGAGGACGGCUGGUGGCUGGGGAAGAAGAACGGGCAGCUGGGAGCCUUCCCAUCCAACUUUGUGGAGUUGCUGGACAGUGGGCCCCCAAGCCUCAGGAACCCAGACAUGCCUUCAGUCAGCCCUGGUCCCCAGCCACCUCCCAAGCUGAGCAGCCUGACCUAUGACAGCCCUCCAGACUACCUGCGGACAGUCUCUCGCCCUGAGAUCUAUAGGGUGCUGUUUGACUACCAGCCCCAGGCCCCAGAUGAGUUGGCGCUGCGGAGGGGAGAUGAGGUGAAAGUACUGAGGAAGACCACGGAGGACGAGGGCUGGUGGGAAGGAGAGUCUCAAGGCAGAAGAGGAAUCUUCCCAGACAACUUUGUGCUCCCCCCACCCCCAAUCAAGAGGCUGACCGUGCGGAAAGUGGCAUCUCGGGAGUCAGCUCCUAUUAAGGAACCAAAAAAGACGAUGCCCAAAGCAGCCCUCCCUACCAUCAAGAAGCUGGUGACAGUCCCCACUGGGCCCAGCAAAGCCAAGGCAUCUCCGACACCCAGUGGAGACGGUCAGAAGCGCCCCUCUGGAAACUCAGGCUCCGGUGGCAGCUUCUUCAGCAGGGGUCCAGGCCACCCUGGUAGAAAAAGAUCGAAAACCCAGGCUGCCCGGCAGCGCUCUGCCACCAGUCAGGAGGAAGAGCGGAGCAGCCUAGCAAAGCCCCGCCCUGGGAAUAAAACCCCCACUCUGGGCAAGACCCCCAGCCCAGAGAAGACUCUGUCUCCAGAUAAGGCCUCCACUCCAGAGAAAACCCUGAUUCCAAAGAAGUUCAAGGGCCCAGCCCCAGAGAACACCACCCCAGAGGAGAGCCUGACUCUGGACAAGGCUCCCAGCCCAGACAGCGUGAUUUCUGUGGAUGACGCCCCUGCCCUGGAUGUCCCACCUGAGGAUGAAGCCCCUGCCCCAAAGAUGGCCCCGCCUGGGGACGAGGCCCCCACCCUAGAGGAGGUCUUGACCCCUGAGCAGGCACUCUCUGAAGAGACCUCCAUCAGAGACAACACUCAGCUCCAUCACUUCUCUCCAGAGCAAGCCCUGCUGAAGUUCAAGUCUCCUGUGGCCAGUAAGGCUCAAUCCCAAGAGGUCCAUAUGCCAAAGGAGCCUGACCUCUACAUGAGGACACACCCUCUGGAUCAGAGAGACGGCCCCUCAUUCCAGUGUGAGUCCAAGCCAGGGUCCAUGCCUGCCCAGGAGGCCCCUGGGCAGCAUGAGGCUACCCAGGAGGCGGUGCCCCCCAAAGAGGAAGUGCCCCUAAAAGAGGAGUGCGCCAAAGAGGCAGCUGCAGCUCAAAAGAAUACUCAUCCUAUCAAGUCGACUCCGGACCCCCAAGAGACUCCCACCCUACUUUCCCCGGUCCCGCAAAAUCUCACGGACAGCAAAAGUGACAGAGGCGAUAUAAUGAGGCUACAGGACGAGGUGGAGUCUUUAAAGAAGUCGCUGGAGCGGAUGGGGGUGCAGCUGGAGAGGAAGCUGACCGACAUCUGGGAGGAACUGAAGAGAGAGAAGGAGAAGCGCCUGUGGCUGGAGGUGCAGAUGAAACAGGGGACCCAGAGGUCGCGGACCCAGGGCUCCAUACACAUGCAGACGCAGACACAGAUGUACUGAGGGUGGGCCCGGGAGGGGGACGAUGGCGGGACCUGGGGGGAAGUCAGGUUCCGGCCACCCACGCCCUCGCACAUGACUUUGGGAAACACAAGAAAGUAAACUGCAGUGUACUCGC
Messenger RNA from Suricata suricatta (meerkat), 2389 nucleotides. It is a transcript of the gene MNMIP1, whose product is annotated as SH3 domain containing 21. Bases 1 to 2274 code for a protein of 757 amino acids. Gene Ontology annotation, molecular function: protein binding. Lineage: Eukaryota; Metazoa; Chordata; Mammalia; Carnivora; Herpestidae. The transcript is spliced from 17 exons. The record is from RefSeq and is a predicted model, not a curated record.